CACAGAAAGGAAACCAUCGUCCAGGCACGCAGGCGAGCGAUGGCGAGCCUGAGCGUGCCUCCGGUGCUCACGCCCCCGCGCGAUGACGCCGUCGCUCUCCACAAGGCCUUCAAAGGUUUCGGCUGCGACAGCACGACGGUGACCAACAUACUUGCUCACCGCGACUCGGCGCAGCGCGCGCUCAUCCUGCACGAGUACAAAGCCAUGUACCAUCAGGAUCUCUACCAUCGCCUAGCAACCGAGCUGAGUGGAAACCACAAGAAUGCUAUGCUGCUUUGGGUCCUCGACCCUGCUGGGCGUGAUGCGACCAUACUGAACCAAGCUCUCAACGGCGACAUCACCGACCUGAGAACCGCCACCGAGGUUAUCUGCUCCAGGACGCCGUCGCAGCUGCAGAUCAUGAAGCAAACCUACCGUGCGAGGUUCGGUUGCUACCUCGAGCAUGACAUCACCGAACGCACCUAUGGAGAUCAUCAGAAGAUUUUGCUUGCGUACCUGGGAGUCCCACGCAACGAAGGCCCGGAAGUUGAUCCUUCGGCGGUGACAAACGACGCGAGGGAGCUGUAUAGGGCCGGCGAGAAGAGGGUGGGCACCGAUGAGCGGGCCUUCAUCCGCAUCUUCACCGAAAGCAGCAGGGCACACCUGGUGUCCAUCGCCAACGCUUACCAGCACAUGUACGCCCGGUCCCUGGAGAAGACCCUGAAGAGUGAGACGACAGGGAACUUCCAAUUCGGGCUGCUGACCAUCCUCAGGUGCGCCGACACUCCGGCAAAGUACUUUGCCAAGGUCCUGCACAAGGCGAUGAAAGGCCUGGGCACCAGCAACGCGGCGCUCAUAAGGGUGGCGGUGACGAGGACCGAGGUCGACAUGAAGUACAUCAAGGCAGAGUACCACAACAAGUACAAGGGGUCGCUGGCUGAAGCUAUCCACUCCGAGACGUCAGGGAACUACCGAACCUUCCUCCUCUCGCUCGUCGGCCGGGACCGCUAA
Messenger RNA from Aegilops tauschii subsp. strangulata, 990 nucleotides. RefSeq names its product annexin D5. The record is from RefSeq and is a predicted model, not a curated record. Gene Ontology annotation, molecular function: phosphatidylserine binding; calcium-dependent phospholipid binding; calcium ion binding. Gene Ontology annotation, biological process: response to water deprivation; response to heat; response to salt stress. NCBI's taxonomy places the organism in Eukaryota, Viridiplantae, Streptophyta, Magnoliopsida, Poales, Poaceae. Gene Ontology annotation, cellular component: plasma membrane; cytoplasm.